AUGCCAGAUGGAUUGGCAAACUGGGUUCCCGGUUUAAUGCGGCUGAUAUUUGGACCGAGAAAUGUAACAAUUACUGUCGUCUUAAAAGCCUUUGACUUUGCAUUUCCCAGGGGAAUCAGAUUCGGAUAUGCACUCCUGCACUUCUUUCCCAAUGAUGGUUGUGGGGGUGGGUGUUCUUGGCCUGUCGUCUGGACUACUGUAGUACCACUACAUCAACCCCAUGUAACCAAAAGCGAGGUGCAAGCGAACCCUGUCGAACGAAUCGUCAACGCUGAACCUUGGCCUUUUGGCUGUCUUUAUUCCUCUGCAGCAGCCGAAUUAUUUGCUCUGAACUUGGGUAGAUAG
Messenger RNA from Pyricularia oryzae 70-15, 345 nucleotides. RefSeq lists its product as uncharacterized. The record is from RefSeq and is a predicted model, not a curated record. The transcript is spliced from 2 exons. Bases 1 to 345 code for a protein of 114 amino acids. Lineage: Eukaryota; Fungi; Ascomycota; Sordariomycetes; Magnaporthales; Pyriculariaceae.